Lottia gigantea (owl limpet) is the source of this 495-nucleotide messenger RNA. RefSeq lists its product as hypothetical. Bases 1 to 495 code for a protein of 164 amino acids. Gene Ontology annotation, molecular function: structural constituent of ribosome. Gene Ontology annotation, biological process: mitochondrial translation. Lineage: Eukaryota; Metazoa; Mollusca; Gastropoda; Lottiidae. Gene Ontology annotation, cellular component: mitochondrial large ribosomal subunit; ribosome. The transcript is spliced from 4 exons. The record is from RefSeq and is a predicted model, not a curated record.
AUGCCAUUCUCAAAUAUUUUUUUUUCCAGACCAUUAUUUAAAAGGAAAAUACCACCUUACCCAAUAUAUUGGAAAGGUGACCCUCAACUUAGAAUAUAUUUACCCUUAUUUUGGAUGAAAUUAUUGAAACCAAAAGUUAAUAUACCAAAUGAUAGAGUCCAUUUUGAAAUUCAUCCACAGAUGACUAAAAUUGAUGUCAAAAAUUAUUUAGAGAAGAUUUACAAUGUGUCAGUUAUAGAUGUUCAAGUUAAAGUUGAUCUAGGUAUUCUAAUCAGAUUUAUUGACAUGUCAACAAAUAUUCAGUAUGGUUUAGAUCAAGACAGAAAAUAUGCUUUUGUUACUUUGGGAAAUGGAGAAACAUUUACGUUUCCUGAUAUACUAAAAGCCAGUCCUUUAAAUAAAGUGGAAGAUGAAGUAAAAAUAGGCAGAGAAAUUUCAAAAUCAGAAAAAAUAAAAUAUUGGGACAGAUUAUCGAUACCUAAAUGGUUUAGAUAG